Messenger RNA from Procambarus clarkii (red swamp crayfish), 814 nucleotides. NCBI's taxonomy places the organism in Eukaryota, Metazoa, Arthropoda, Malacostraca, Decapoda, Cambaridae. The record is from RefSeq and is a predicted model, not a curated record.
AUGUCCAACGUCCUGGUGGAUGGCUUGUCCAAGUUUGUUCCCCUGUCCACGGAAUGGACGGUCAACGCCAACUCCUUCAGCUGGCUCAGUCGGACGUUUGGACACCCUGCCCCUGCUCGGUGUCGUAACUUGUCAGAGAAGGGUGUGGUGUUGGCGUUUGUGGCGUGCCAAUGUAGUGUGGCGUUGGCAGCUAGGGAGCAGUGCCAGUGUAGUGUGGUGUUGGCAGCUAGGGAGCAGUGCCAAUGUGUGGUGUUGUUGAGAAAGGAACUAUAUCGGCAUGUAUUGAACAUGCUGGGGAGUGUACCACAGCCUGUGUUCCCCUGGGUGUACUGGUGCAGGCACACACUCCCUACCCUCAUCGCCUCACACAGGUACCGGGCGCUGGUGCUGUCGUCCAUGCUUGUGGUCACUAUUGUCUUGCUCUCCGUCCCAUACGUACCUGAGAGGUUACUUGGCAUCCGUUCGCCUGCAAAUGUUCUUGGGUCAUUCAACUUGCCACAAAACAGCGAGAAGCCCACAGAGCCAACAGACAUCAAGAAACAUGCCCUCCAGAAGAGACAAAUUCCACAUAAAUUCUGGGCACGAGCCCGUCCCCACAAUAAGUUUAAAGGAAGAAAAAAGCACCCCAAACUUCAACCCAGUCAACCUCGUUAUGACCGCCAUAAUGAUCUAGCUUUAAGGAGAUGGUGAUAUAGUUAGUUAGUUUAGUUCAUUUAUUAUGCACCCAAUACCCAUCUUGAGGACGGUAGUGGAAAGGGUUAAAGAGGCACAUAAUGGGCUCAGGGACUGAACCCUAUAAUUCAUUUAGCUAAGC